AUAAUAUCUCGCACUAUAACUACCUAAUGGAGCCAUCGACUGAAUACGUGGCUUUUGAAGAGAAGGUGAAGAAGACGAUUUACAUUGACAACUUAUCCCCUCAGGUUACGAAAGCCGUUUUGGAAAAUGCAAUCAAUCAGUUUGGGAAUGUGAAAGAAGUUCAGUUCGUUCCCACGUAUUUCGCGUCUUGCGGUGUUUGUGCUGCUCUGGUGGAGAUGGAAUCAGCCAAACAGGCUGAAGAAAUCAUCAGUGAGAUGGGUGAUUCUCCUCUUAUGAUAUCCGGAAUGCCCAGGCCCGUGAGAGCCCAAAAGGCCCAAGUUGAAAUGUUCGAGGACCGGCCCAAGAAGCAUCAGAGAACGAUUGUGUGCCGUUGGAUGGAUCCAAGUCAUCAAAACUUUGAGCUGGCUAAGAAGAUUAAGGGUCUGACGAAGAAACAUGCUGCUGAGGCUCAAUAUAUAAUGGAGCUACAACUUGAAGAAGAAGAGAAGCUGCAUAAACAGCAAAGCGAGACCCUGAAAACAAACUACAAGAAGUAUGAGCUGAUUGAUGGUGCACAAGCAGAUGGAAAUGUGAAGCGUUUGAAAGCUGAAUAUGGGAUGACGCUCAACGACCACUGAUCCGAUGCUUCUAAUUUUCAUGGCGUAGGUAGCUUCAUAGAGUGAAGUGAUGGUUUGAGAGAGAUAUUUUAGGCUGUUCAUAUUUGUGUAUGCCCCUUUUAACAUACUAAAAUCAUCAUGGGGUUUGAUACACCCCUGUUAAAAUACUUUGAUGCACCAUUGUAAUGCGGUUUGGUGGACUGUUGGUAAAUUUGUGCAUAGAAUUUGAUUACAACAGCACACCACCUAUUGAUUACUGGUGUAAUGAAUUAUAUGGCUCAUCUGUGCAA
This is a messenger RNA of Helianthus annuus (common sunflower), 886 nucleotides long. RefSeq names its product paraspeckle component 1. The record is from RefSeq and is a predicted model, not a curated record. NCBI's taxonomy places the organism in Eukaryota, Viridiplantae, Streptophyta, Magnoliopsida, Asterales, Asteraceae. The transcript has 2 exons. Bases 27 to 617 code for a protein of 196 amino acids. Gene Ontology annotation, molecular function: RNA binding.